Messenger RNA from Amblyraja radiata (thorny skate), 1009 nucleotides. RefSeq names its product homeobox protein Nkx-2.5-like. The transcript is spliced from 2 exons. Gene Ontology annotation, molecular function: DNA-binding transcription factor activity, RNA polymerase II-specific; RNA polymerase II cis-regulatory region sequence-specific DNA binding. Lineage: Eukaryota; Metazoa; Chordata; Chondrichthyes; Rajiformes; Rajidae. The coding region runs from base 54 to 992 and encodes 312 amino acids. The record is from RefSeq and is a predicted model, not a curated record. Gene Ontology annotation, biological process: cell differentiation; regulation of transcription by RNA polymerase II. Gene Ontology annotation, cellular component: nucleus.
ACGGCCCUUCUAACAGUUUGGAAGACCUAUAGCGACCCAAAGGUAAUUCCGAGAUGCUUCCGAGCCCCGCAGCACCGAGCACGCCAUUCUCUGUCAAGGAUAUUUUAAAUUUACAGCAUCACCAGCAAAAACAACGGAGUCUACACUCGGACUUAGGUCUGGACACCCUUCUUCCUUCUUGCAUGCUGGAGCGAGUCAAUCAGGCCAAGUGUAUUCCUAGCCAGGCCCUUGGAAACGAGGUGAUCAAAUUCCAUAGUCAGAGGAACCAUGCAACAUUUCCAACCAGACUGGCCUUAAACAAUGCUCCGAACUCCAGCGAACUGCGGAUGGACUUCUCUUUUCAAAACACCCCACAAGACCUAGAGGAAAAAUCGAUGGAAAAGAAUAUUAUCCCGGAAGGUAAGAAAAAUGAAGAUUUCGAAGGUCCAGUGCGGAGAAAUCGCCGAAAACCGCGUGUCUUGUUUUCUCAAGCCCAGGUGUAUGAGUUGGAGAGACGUUUCAAGCAGCAAAGAUACCUGACCGCCCCCGAGAGAGAUCACCUGGCAAACGUGUUAAAACUGACCUCGACCCAAGUCAAGAUUUGGUUCCAGAAUCGCCGAUAUAAAUGCAAGCGGCAGCGCCAGGACAAGCAUUUGGAGUUUGGCCCAUCCCCGCCUGUCCCUCGGCGGGUUGCGGUGCCUGUGUUGGUUCGUGAUGGAAAGUCUUGCUUGGAACCAUCCCCUUCAUACAGCACCCCAUAUAACGUUAGCGUCCCUCCAUACAGCUACGGUAUUUACCCCAGUUGCAACGCCAGCACCUGUGAGGGGGACUACAAUUGCAUGUAUUCGAGCAUACCUCCGGUGCAACCAAGUGCCUCUGUCAGCCCUUUUGUUAAUAUGAGCAUGAAUUACAAUGUUAGCAACACGGGUUACCCUGCAAUACAAUCUCAGGCCCACCAAAGCGCAGGGGUCACGGCUUUGCAAGGAAACCUCCAUGGAAUUAGAGCUUGGUGAAGGUUAUAGUUACUCUG